AAAUUGGCAUGCUGAGCACCUAAUUUUUUUUUAUUUUUUUUAUUUUUUAUUUUUUUUUUUUGUAAUUUGAGUCCUCAUGGUUGCUGUUUUAGGUCAUCUAAGUUCGUGGACUAAUUUUUUGUUUGUUGACCGCUAGUUGAAUGAGUAAGUGACCAAAAUGCCCUCAGGAACUAGAUGUGUAAACUCGAAAGUUCUUCUUUUUCCUUAUGUGUCUUCUCCACAAAUCUUUUUCAACCCUACUUCUCAGUCAUCAUCUUCAAAAUCGUCUAAAUUGUAUAGCAAAUCUACUAUUCUAUGCUCAUGUGGUGCUCCUACUUGCAUUCGCACCUCAUGGACUGAUGCAAACCCACGUCGAUGUUUUCUUUGUUAUAAGGCAAAUUGUGGAUAGUUUAGGUGAGUCAAAGCUCCGACGUGUUCCAAGUGUGAAAGACUCAUUCCUGGUUUGUUGAGGUCGAUUAACUAGAAAAAGGAAAUGGCUCGGAACAAAGGGUUGGAAGUGAGAAGAUUGAAGGAAGUGUCAUCCUCUUCUUCAAGACCUCGAAACUUCCAAAACCUUUUGGCCAUUGUAUUCAUCGUCGGUGUAUUUAUUGGUGGGUCAAUUGGAGUAAUGUCUUUUGGGAAUAUGGAAGCUACUGCCAUCACAACAAUUGCUUUCAUAUUUGCUGCCUCGGCAGUCACAGUGGUGAUCACCCUAUGUUAUAAAGGCGGCAACGGCACCGGAAGCCGCUACCAAAAGAGACACCAUGGGAAAGUAGUUGUUACAAGUAGAGAGAAAAUCAGUUGUGACAUAGAAACCGCGGAUGGUGUGGGCCCUGAUAUAGCGGUCGCGCCUGUGGAGGCUUCUAUUAUCGUGUGUGGUGGUGGCGGCAGCGGUGGCGGUAGAGGUGGUGGUGGUGGAGGUGAAGCAGUUGGAAGAGGUGGUGGUGGUUGAGAUGAUAAGUUAAAUAAAUAAUGUUGAUUCUCUUUCUGUUUUGUUUGGUUGGUGAGGAGUCCAUGUCUCGUCUUUGUUGGUUAUAUUGUUUCUUUCCACAAAAUAUUAUUUGGAUAUAUUGUAGUUUGGGCACAAAGUUUAAACAAA
Molecule: messenger RNA, 1078 nt
Organism: Helianthus annuus (common sunflower)
Lineage: Eukaryota; Viridiplantae; Streptophyta; Magnoliopsida; Asterales; Asteraceae
Exons: 3
Coding region: 473-931 (152 amino acids)
Source: RefSeq, a predicted model, not a curated record